Solea solea (common sole) is the source of this 2172-nucleotide messenger RNA. RefSeq names its product nectin cell adhesion molecule 1a (gene nectin1a). The transcript is spliced from 10 exons. Lineage: Eukaryota; Metazoa; Chordata; Actinopteri; Pleuronectiformes; Soleidae. The coding region runs from base 315 to 1826 and encodes 503 amino acids. Gene Ontology annotation, cellular component: adherens junction. The record is from RefSeq and is a predicted model, not a curated record. Gene Ontology annotation, biological process: protein localization to cell junction; homophilic cell-cell adhesion; heterophilic cell-cell adhesion.
UCAGCCUCCACUGACACAGAGAACCGUCGGGUUCAGCCAAUCUCAGUGAUAAUCUGUGCACGCGUUAAUCUGCUUAAUCCCGAGCAUCAGCCUCAGCCUCAGACUGUUGUCCUGCUGCAGCUCCGCCAACAUUCAGCGGGAGGUCAGAAAGAAAAAGUGACCGACACAAGUUUUCACAGUGUGUGAUGGACACCUGAAGAUUCCUGAAGAUUCCUGAAAGUUCCCGCUGCUGUGACGUCACUCCGGGACGAAGCGGUGGAGGAAACACGCGCACACCGGGAAUAUAACCACAAACAGGAGCUGGAAACUCUGGGAUGGAAAACAUGGGACUGUGGAUUUUCCUCAUUACAACCUGUGUUGUUCCAGGAGUCCAGAGUCAGACUGUGGAGAUGGACGAUGGGAAGUGGGCGUUUGUCGGCUCAAAGGUGGAUCUCCGCUGUCGCUUCAUCAACAGUUCUCCACCUGUCAAAAUCUCACAGGUCACAUGGCAGAAACUGGUGAACGGCACCAAGCAGAACGUGGCCAUCGCCAACCCCUCCCUCGGCGUGUCUGUGGCCCCGACCUACAGGGACCGCGUGACCUUUAAGAACGCGGCGGUGAGGCGACGAACUCCGACCCUCGAGGACACCACCAUCACCUUCUCCUCGCUCCGCCUCGCUGACGAGUCCGCGUACAUCUGUGAAUACACCACGUUCCCCGCUGGGAACCGAGAGAACACUGUGAACCUCACCGUCUACGUUCGUCCAACGACUCGGAUGAGUCUGUCCACGCCCACUCUGGUGGCUCGCUCGUCCAACCUGAGGACGCCUGUGGCCAGCUGCAUCUGUGCCAACGGGAAACCAGCCGGUGUCAUCAGGUGGGAGACAAAGGUUCCAGGAGAAGUGUCCACUCGGGAGUUCAGAAACUCAGACGGGACGUUCACUGUCCACAGUGAUUACAUCCUGGUGCCGAGCAGAGAAACUCACAGGGAGACGCUGACGUGCGUCACCACCUACAACGACGAGGUCUUCACUGACAGCCUCACUCUGGAUGUUCAGUAUGAGCCGGAGGUUUCAGUGGACGGGUUUGACGGGAACUGGUAUCUGAACCGAGAGAACGUGGAGCUGAGCUGCACGGCCGAUGCUAACCCGGCUGUUUCUCUGUAUCAGUGGAGACUGAUCAACGGCUCCAUACCGAGCAGCGCUGAGAUCCGUGACAGCGUGCUGAGCUUCAGAGGUCCGGUCACGUACGAGCUGCAGGGAACGUACGUUUGUGACGCCACCAACAGCAUCGGGACGCAGUCGGGCUCUGUGGACGUCAGCGUCAUAGAAAAACCACUCCCACAGAUUGCUACGAGUGACGUCAUCAGUGUGAUUGCGUUGUUACUGGCUGCCGGAGUGCUCAUGGGCAUCACCAUCACGGUGCUGGUCCUCAAAAUAAGAAGCAGAAAAGACGACUCCUUAAACACUUCACCAUCCAGAAAACUGGCCCAGCCCAUCAGGAAAAGACCAGGCGAGGACAUUCAGCAUUCAGGGCGUUUUUACGAGGAGCUUCCAAACACAGCAGACUACGUGAGCUACAGACUGGCCUGUAACAAAGACGACUACCCUGAACCGUACUCUCCUCCUCUCAACCCUCCACUCUCGUUCCUGCCGCAGCAGCCGUACCAUUCCUCACAACCCACCACCACCACCAACAACAGCAGCAGCUGCAACACGCCCAAAAACACCUUCUCCCCUCCUUCACACACGGCGGCCAUCUUUAAAUACCCGUCAGUACCAGGUCUGGCUCCUCCUCCUCCUCCAGGAGUGGCGGCGUACACGUUUCCUAAAGAACAGUACGUCUGAACGGUCAGACUGUCAUAAACCUGGACGACUCUGGAAGUCAAAGACAGUUUUUCUCUGGUUUUGUCUUUCUUACUUUUGAUUUUAGUGAAAUGAUGAAUGAAUGACUGUGAAUGUUUGUGUUGAUGUCGAGUCCUUACUUUACCUUUUAUAAAAAAUAUAAAUCAUAAAAACAUGAUACUUUCCUACUGUCUGUGCACCUGUUACUGUUUUAUAUCACCACCGUUUUUAUUGACUGAAGACAUUUCUGUCCAUUUUUAAAUGUGAUGUUUAUAUUUGUGGUAGCCGUGGUUUUUGUAUUCACUGACACUGGUUGUUGGAUGAACUGUAAUUUAAAUAAAUAAACUUC